Molecule: messenger RNA, 1170 nt
Organism: Entamoeba invadens IP1
Lineage: Eukaryota; Evosea; Mastigamoebida; Endamoebidae
Exons: 2
Coding region: 1-1170 (389 amino acids)
Source: RefSeq, a predicted model, not a curated record
AUGCGAACAGUGGAAAACACUUCUCCGAUUCUUGUUAGCUACGCCCAAACUCCAUCCCCAACGACUUUGGAAUCAACUCCGAAAUUAUCUCCACAUUUACAUACACACAACACCUCCCCUGUGUGCUCAAGAAGCUCUCCCUGUUUAUAUCAACGAGGACAAUCUGUUUUUUCUGUUGUAAAUAAAAUACAGAAAGACCAAAUCUUGGACGAGUUAUUUAUACAACCGCAUUCUCAGUUAUUAUACGCUUAUUGCAAUGUAUUUAUUCGAACAAAUUAUAACGAAAAAUAUACACGAACACUCCUCUAUUAUUUCUCAUCAAGAGGUAAAUUGGUCGACUUGUUGAACCGAAUCAUAUCGAUUGAACUUGAGACUGUCGACGAAGACCAGCUCUUCACAAAAACUGGCAUCUUUGUUCCCAUCUUUUCUUCGUACGUGUCUUUGUUUUGUGGGUCGUACAGAAAUAACUUGAAAAUGUCAUAUCAACGCAAACUAAAAGAAAAAAAAAUCAAUGACCAACUUGAAGAAAAGGAGCCUUUCAAUACUUUUUAUGAAACAAUAGCAGACGACUUCAAAAACAUUCCAACGCAUUUUGUUAUUGUUAUGUCGCGAUUAUUUAAAACAGUUAGUAAGGCCCUUGGAAAACGAUACUCUAUAGAAACCGUUCGGAGUCUCUUUGUUCUUAAUAUCGUCGAACCCAUUAUUAAAGGCACUCCUUUGGUAAAUUCACUCAACCAAAUGACGACAAACCAUUUAACGCGAUUCAUUCAUAGAGUGGUACUAGAAAUGAUUUCGACUCCGCUCUCAGUCAUUCGCGAGACACAAGUCGACUUCGAGUUGCAAGAAAAGACGUCGACUGAAAUCGUUCAGAUCAUGAAAUCCAAUAUGAUCUGUUUAUCCAAAUUCUACCCCGGAGACUUCUCAAUCAUCUUCAAUUGCGUCAAAGGCGUGAGAACACACGGACAAGUCACGUUAAUUGAUGCAACUUCGGGGUACUUGGAGUGGACCGACUCCAAAGAAAAUGUCCUUAAAACUGAAAACUUGAAUUUGACGACAAGAAAUAAUCAACUCAAAACAAGUAUCUCUUUGCUCAAAGAAAAAGUCCAAAAUAAUACUUUAUGGAUAACGAAAGACCACUUCUCGCAUAAAGUCGAGUUAAGCUGUAAGUGA